CGUGUCUGAUAUGAAUAGGAAUUUGCGGGUAAAUAGAUAACACGAGUGUAGGAGGUGAAGCUUCAACACAGCAGUAGUCGUAGUUGGAGAGCAGAGACAAGGGAUAUGAAAUGAUUCAACACUCAAUUCCAAUGUUCCGCCACACCACCACCGCCGCACCGCCCCAUCUCCUCCUCUCCCUCCGUCGGAACCCCACCAAAGCAUCCUCUUCCAGAAGCAACAACCGCAACCCCAACAACAACAAGUUCCAACCAACCAAACACCUCCUGAAAGCUCGCGAGGCCGUUAGAAACCAAACCUCCCUCUCCCCAUCACUCCCCCUAGACCACACCCCCACCCUCUCCCCCGACCAGGCCAUCGGGAUGGUCGCCUCCGCCCAAGCCAACUUCAUGCGCGUCAUUGUCCAGAUUUCCAACACUCCUACUCCCACUCUCGGUGUCGAAUUACUUUGCGUUGUCCGGGCUUUGUUGAAGAAGAUUAAGCGCAGAGUUUCUGUUGGCGAUAAGGUUCUUGUCGGCUCUAUUGACUGGGUCGAUGGCAGAGGAAUGAUUGAGAAUGUGUUUCAACGCAAGUCUGAGAUACUUGACCCUCCUGUGGCUAAUGUUGAUCAUUUGCUCGUCUUUUUCUCGCUUGAUCAGCCCAAGUUGGAACCCUUUUCGCUUACUAGGUUCUUGGUGGAGGCUGAAUCUACUGGGAUUCCCAUUACUCUUGUGUUGAAUAAGAUGGAGCUCGUUGAUGAAACGACUCUGAUUACAUGGAAGUCUAGACUUCGUAGCUGGGGAUAUGAACCAGUUUUCUGCAGUGUUGAAACCAAGCACGGACUGGAUACUCUCAAGUUCAUUUUAAGAGAGAAAACCUCUGUGAUUGUGGGUCCAAGUGGUGUUGGGAAGUCAAGUCUGAUUAAUGCUUUGAGAGGUGAUCAUUCUGGUAUAGAUUCUGCUGGAGAGGAUGAUUGUCUUGAUCCUUUUGCAGGUAGCAAGUGGUUUGAGGAUCAACGAGUUGGGGAAGUGUCUGUAAGAAGUGGAAGAGGAAAACAUACUACUCGACAUGUUUCUUUGCUUCCAUUAUCUGGGGGAGGUUACCUUGCAGACACUCCUGGGUUCAAUCAACCUAGUUUGAUGAAAGUAACAAGGCAAUCCCUUCCACAAUAUUUUCCAGAGAUCCAGAAAAUUCUCAGUGAUAGCUACCCUGAAACAUGCUCCUUCAAUGACUGCUUGCAUCUUGGUGACCAAGGUUGUAUUGUGAAAGGGGACUGGGAAAGAUUUCCGCACUACUUUCAACUGCAUGAUGAGAUUAAAAUUAGAGAGGGAUAUCAACUUCGAACUCUUGGAACCAAAAGAGAGGGUGAUGUCAGGUACAAGAUAGGAGAUUUGGGUGUCAAACAAGCAGAACCAAGGCUAGAACCUAAGAAGCAUAGGAGACAAUCUCGUAAGAAGAUCAAUCAGUCUGUACUGCAGGAGUUAGAUGAACUUGAUGAUGAUAACUUGUCAGAUGAUGACAAUAAUGAUCCAAUUUUGAGGGCAAUGAAAAAUGAACACCAGUAAAGGAUCAGUGAUCAACGAGCACAGCACAGCACCGCACCUUCAUCUGAUCACUAACUAGUUUCUUGGCAAAUAAAAGGCUAUGCAAACAGAAGUGGAUGGGUGAUGUGAGAGGGAACUUAUACCGGGCUAGGCAGCGCAUGUGUGCCACACAUACCAAGACCAGAGUCACCAGACCCAACUCAACCAACAAGAAUAUGGAGCGGGGGUGGGCCCCGCGGAAUAUCUUCUGUCUUUACCCAAUUACCACCAUCAUUAGUCCUGGAUUAAAUUCAAACCUCAAGAUACUUAUAACUUUGUCAAAAGAUGGUUGUAGGGCCCACCGAAUAUAUAUGUCAAAUUUUUUUUACUCACUCAUGCUCUGCGGACUCAGUUUUAUUUGGUCUCUGCUAAAAUACGGCUCGUAUCAUCUUGUCUAGUUUCAAUCCACCUUGAUGUUGCAUCUUCGGAAAACUCAUGAAUUCUUUUUCACGGGAAUAAAUCGACUUUUUAUUUCAAAAUCGCAAGUUAUUCAACAUUGUAUUGUAUGCUCCACAAACACUAGGCCACUUUUUACUUUUUAGCCGUGGUCAAGUUUUUUCUUAUUAACAAUCUCGAUGAUAAAACUGGGCUCCUAUUUCGAAAAUAAUAGUAGUAAAUGUAAAAAAGGGGCGGCUCAGAAAAACCGUGCAACAUCGAUAGUCGCGAAUUUCCAAAAUUAGAUAAACAGGUUGCACUAAAAUUUAAUCCAAAAUGGGCCCACCAGCCCCUGCCAUCUCGCACAAACAUAAACAUCAACAUCAUCCAUCCCCUUACCAUCUCCCAUGCCAAGCUUACUUGUUAAUCUCAUCUCCUUCCUCCUCCCACUCUCUCCCUGUUACAUUACAUACCCAUCUCUCUCUCUCUCUCUCUCUCGUCAUCCUCAUACAAGCACAUAUUUUUAUUACAUCCACGACCAUAAAUACCAACCUCCAUUCUCUGCAC
This is a messenger RNA of Daucus carota subsp. sativus, 2504 nucleotides long. RefSeq names its product small ribosomal subunit biogenesis GTPase RsgA 1, mitochondrial. NCBI's taxonomy places the organism in Eukaryota, Viridiplantae, Streptophyta, Magnoliopsida, Apiales, Apiaceae. Gene Ontology annotation, molecular function: GTPase activity; GTP binding. The coding region runs from base 111 to 1544 and encodes 477 amino acids. The transcript has 6 exons. The record is from RefSeq and is a predicted model, not a curated record.